AUGGGCCACUACAGAGUUCUGUUUUCUGUUUGUGGAGCAGCAGGUUGGAUCCUGGGACAGACGAAGUGUUAUGAACAGAAGCAAUAUAAAAAUGGCCUCAAGUUUUAUUUGAUUCUUUCAAACCCCAAAUUUGCUGAACAUGGAGAGACUUUGGCUAUGAAAGGUUUGACAUUGAACUGUUUAGGAAAAAAAGCAGCAUAUGAAUUUGUUCGUAAAGGCCUUCAUAAUGAUGUCAAGAGUCAUGUCUGUAUCAUUUUUUGGCAUGUAUAUGGGCUCCUACAGCGUUCUGAUAAAAAACAUGAUGAAGCUAUUAAGUGCUAUAGAAAUGCCCUCAAAUUAGAUAAAGAUAAUCUGCAAGUCUUGAGGGACUCUCUGUUGCAGAUCCAAAUGAGAGAUCUUGAAGGUUACUGUGAGACAAGAUACCAACUUCUGCAGUUGCAUCCACAGCAUGCUUCCUGGAUUGGAUGUGCCAUUGCAUACCAUUUGAAAGAUUAUGAUAUGGCACUAAAACUAUUGGAAGAAUUUAGACAAACUCAGCGAGUUCCUCUCAACAAAGUAGACUAUGAAUAUGGUGAGGUAAUACUGUAUCAGAAUCAAGUGAUGAGAGAGGCAGAUCUAUUUCAGGAAUCUUUGAAAUAUAUAGAAACAUAGGAGAAGCAAAUAUGUGAUAAACUUCCAGUGGAAGAAAUGAAGGGGGAAAUACUGAUGAAAUUGGGAAGAUUAAAAGAAGCCAGUGAAGUAUUCAAAAACUUGAUCGAUCAGAAUGCAGAAAAUUGGUAUUAUUGAGGCUUGGAAGAAGCUCUACAACUUAGCACGUUAGCAGAGAGGCUUCAGAUUUCUGAAGAAAUUAGUGAGCAGCACCCCAGAGCAACUUCACCUACAAGAUUACCUCUGAAUCUUGCCCCAGGUAUAGAGUUUAUGUCCCAGUCCUUUAAUGGAGGUGAUCAGCUACAACUUUAUGUUUCAAUAAUCCAGGAACUUGUUACUAAUUAUGAAGCCUCUCUUAAAACAUGUGGCUUUUUUAGCCCUUAUGAUAUUUUCAAGAGAAAUUCCAGACAGGAAAGAGCUCUUACUACUGACUUGUAUGAGGGAGUAUCUUCCAUGGAAAAUCUAAAUGAAAUGCCAUGUAUGUGGUUCCAGACAGUGAUUUCAGCUUAUCAGUGGUUGGGGAGACACAGAGAUGCCUUAAAAAAAUGCCAUGAAGUAGAAAGAGUAGAAAAUCCAUUCGAAGAAGCCAUUAAGUUCCUGACUCCUCUUAAGAACCUUGUUACUGGUAAAGCAUUUGAAAUAUAUUUUAGAAAAGAAAAAUUUCUGUUAAUGCUCCAGUCUAUCAAACGAGGUUUUGCCAUCAACAGGAAUAAUCCAUGGUUACAUGAAUGUUUAGUUAGAUUUUGUAAGUCUGUGUCCCGCCAUAGUAGCCUCCCAGACAUCAAAGUUCUGUCUCAAGAAAUGCAGAAAAUACUUGCCAACAGGGAUUUGGAAGGCUUUCAUGAAGAUUUUCUCAAACAUAACAUUACCUCUCUGCAGCAUCUAUUUUCAGGUGCUAAAAUGAUGUUUUUCUUAUGACUUGUCCAGAAAAUACAUCAUUUCUCUUUAAAAGACAAGUCAAGACAAGAGAAAGCAGUUGCUCUAGCUACUAGGCUGGAUGAAACUGAAAGUAAUGUAAAAAUGCACAGCGCUCAGCAUGAAGAACCCAGGAUGGCGUGCCAUAACCGCUUCUUUACAUCUGCUUUUCUGCCUGCUGUGAGUGAGUCCACCGUCCUAGCACAGCACUGAACUACCCAGCUAACUCUGAUGUAUGGGCAAAGGAAACUUGGAUCCUGCAGAAAGUUGACUCCUACAGAAUCUCAACUGAAUUUACUUCACAAUGUCUUUGUACGGCGUGCAUUUUAAUAUAGGUGUGAAAUGAAAUAUUUGGAUAGAAUUUUUAAAUGAAGCAUCUUGUAAGUUUAUUUUCUUUAUGUGACUGUCAAUUUACACAAACAUCUGUUAAAGUGACUUUUUUAUAUGUGUACAGUGUUUUGUAAACUCUUAAAUUAUCAGCACUGUGUAGUUACUAUUGCUUCUGUGUCAUAUUGAAGGUAAUUUCUUUGUUAAGAUAAGUAUAUAUGUCCUACCAGUAUCAUUUUCUGUAGAUCUCAGUUUCACAAUCUGGUUUUUUUUUUGGGUACCAGGGAUCAAACUCACGACCUCACACUUGCCAGGCAGGCACUUAUGCCACUGAGCUAAAUCCCCAGCCCCUCAGGAUCUGUUUUGAUCCCUUGUUUUACUGAUUUGUUUUUUUCUUUUUUUUUUCCGUUUUUUAAAGUGUUAGCAUUGGUUUAAAAAAUAGAAUUCCGCUUGGCAGACAGUGGUGGGAUUUAAAGUUUAAUUUGCUUUUUAAUAACCCUGAUUUUUCAUCUCUUAGUAUUUAUUUUGUAAUAUCCAUAAAAAAUUAUGCUUUAUAGAUGAUUAUGGUUACUCCAUUGUAUGUAGACCACUCAGGAUGUGAAGAUUGGUUUGCCUUUCAAUCAUGGAGGUUCACUGGUAGGUUUGUUGGGUAUCAUAAAGUAGACUUAAAAUCCACUCAGGAGAAUUAAAUUUUCUUGCCUUGUUUUGCUUGUUAACAAGUAGUUUAUCCUAAAAGCAUGCUUUAAAGUAUGUAACAGUACAGAAAACAGAAAUCAAACAGUUACUCUUACAGCUAUACAUUAAAUAUAUUUUUAUGUUUCUCAGUAAAUGAAAAUUUAAACUAUCAUGAAUUUAACCUUUAAGUCAUAAUAUUGUCUAACAACUUUGGGUAGGUAGGUUUUUGUUGAAUAUUGUAAAGAACAUUAAUAAUCACUUAGUAUGUCUCAGAACUGUAUAAAUAUGACUAUAAUGUUAAUGUGUACCUUUAAACAAAUAUAAAUGCAAAAGUAAAAUUUAAUUUAGAAAACAUAUUACCCUAAUUGUCCUAGAGUCACUAUUGCUGAGAAAGAAGAAAACUCACUGUGAAAUGCCAACCUCGAUGAUACUAUAAUAAAUUAUUUUGUACACGA
Cavia porcellus (domestic guinea pig) is the source of this 3020-nucleotide messenger RNA. It is a transcript of the gene Naa16, whose product is annotated as N-alpha-acetyltransferase 16, NatA auxiliary subunit. Gene Ontology annotation, biological process: N-terminal peptidyl-methionine acetylation. The record is from RefSeq and is a predicted model, not a curated record. Gene Ontology annotation, molecular function: protein binding. Lineage: Eukaryota; Metazoa; Chordata; Mammalia; Rodentia; Caviidae. Gene Ontology annotation, cellular component: cytoplasm; NatA complex.